AUGGCAUCAUCGAAAGUCGCACGGCAAUAUUGGAGAAGCCUCGCCCGGCCUGAACACCGGAGUCCCGCCGGGACGGCAUUGCGGACCGGGGCGACGACUAACACGAGUGUUGUGAACUAUCGCAACAGCACGAGCUCGAAUUCGCCGACGGAGCGAAAACGUGAAAGGGUCGUUGUGCUGGGCUCAGGAUGGGCAGGCUAUGCCUUUGCCCGCGAACUCGACCCCAAGAAAUUCGAGCGCAUCCUCAUCUCGCCGCGCUCCUACUUCGUCUUCACCCCCUUGCUGGCCUCAACAUCGGUCGGCACCCUAGAGUUCCGCUCCAUCCUCGAGCCCGUCCGCUGGCUGAACCUGGACUCGUUCUACGAGGCCUGGGCGGACGACGUCGACUUCUCCAAGAAGCUCGUCCGCGUCGAGAAGGUUACGUCCCAGGACGCCACGUCCCGCACCCUCCCGGAGAGGCAGCUGCACCGGUCCAAGGGGGAGGUGAUUGAUGUGCCCUACGACAAGCUGGUCAUCUCCGUCGGGGCGUACUCGCAGACCUUCGGCAUCGAGGGUGUCAAGGAGUACGCCAACUUCCUGCGAGACAUUGGCGAUGCGAGGAGCAUUCGUUUGAGGGUGCUCCAGUGUUUCGAGAAGGCCGACUGGCCCACGACCACGGAUGAGCAGCGGAGGAAGAUGUUACACUUUGCCGUCGUGGGAGGUGGCCCGACAGGAAUCGAGUUCGCCGCCGAGCUCCACGACCUCAUUCACGACGACCUGUCCAAGCUGUACCCGCACCUCAUGGAGUUCGUCAGCAUCACGAUCUACGACAUCGCGCCCAAGGUCCUGCCCAUGUUCGAGCAGCAGCUCGCCUCCUAUGCCGAGGACCUCUUCCGCCGCCAGGGCAUCAAAGUGAAGACUCAGCACCACCUGCAGCGCAUCCGGUCGGACGAGGACGACACUUACAACACUCUAAAGCUCAAGAUCAAGGAGUACGGCGACGAGGAGGUCGGCGCGGGCCUCGUGGUGUGGAGCACGGGGCUGAUGCAGAACCCGCUCAUCCAGAAAAUCCUGAAGAAGGAGCUGCGCAACCCCGCCUCGGCAGUUGAGGGGAAGAGAAGUGAGAUUGUGAAAGUCCUGAAGGCGGAGAGGAGCGGCGGCAUCAUCACGGACUCCCACCUGAGGGUUCGCCUCGACGACCCGGAUAACGAAAAGGCCGUCCUACCGGACGUGUAUUCCCUGGGCGACUGCUCCGUCCUGGAAACCGGGACGCUUCCCGCCACGGCGCAGGUGGCAAGCCAGCAGGCCGUGUACCUCGCCAAGAUGCUCAACAGGGCGGCGGACGACCGGGGGAGCAAGCCGUUCAAGUUCCGCAACCUGGGGACGAUGGCUUACCUGGGAAGCUGGAGGGCGAUCCACCAGAGUUCCGCGGACGAGCUGAAGGGCCGGGCAGCGUGGAUUCUGUGGCGUUGCGCUUACCUGACCAAGUCGAUGAGCAUCCGGAACAAGAUCCUGGUACCGUUCUACUGGUUCAUCACCUGGGUUUUCGGGAGAGGCAUUUCUCGAUUCUGA
Messenger RNA from Colletotrichum graminicola M1.001, 1551 nucleotides. RefSeq lists its product as uncharacterized. Gene Ontology annotation, molecular function: NADH dehydrogenase activity. NCBI's taxonomy places the organism in Eukaryota, Fungi, Ascomycota, Sordariomycetes, Glomerellales, Glomerellaceae. The record is from RefSeq and is a predicted model, not a curated record. The transcript is spliced from 4 exons. The coding region runs from base 1 to 1551 and encodes 516 amino acids.